AUGUCUGACUAUUACUUCAUGUCAAUUGCAUUAAAACUUGCAGCAAAUGCGUUGGGAAAUGUAGCACCUAAUCCUGCUGUUGGUUGCGUCAUUGUAAAAAAUAAUGCGGUAAUUGCUGAGGGGUGUACUGGUGUUGGUGGACGCCCGCAUGCAGAGGUAGUUGCACUGGAAAACGCUCAGAAUUUAGCUUGUGGUGCAACUAUGUAUGUAACUCUUGAGCCGUGCUGUCAUUAUGGAGUUACAGGCCCUUGCACUUCAGAAAUUAUAAAAUCAGGAAUAAAAAGAGUAGUAGUCGCGACUACUGAUCCCGAUGAAAGAGUCUCAGGUAAAGGAAUAGAGAUACUGAAGGAGUCCGGAAUUGAAAUCACACAUGGAAUUAUGCAAGAAGAAGCAGAAAAGCUAAACGUGGGUUUUUUCCUAACUAAAAAAUCACAUAGACCAUUUAUAACUUGCAAGGUUGCUUCAACUCUGGAUGGGAAAAUUGCAACAUUUACAAAUGAAAGCAAGUGGAUUACAAGUGAAGAUACGAGAAACUGGGUACAUAAAUUAAGAACUAAAUAUGAUGCAAUUAUGAUCGGAAGCAACACUCUUGUUCAAGAUGAUCCACUUUUAACUUGUCGACUGCCUGGACUUGAAGAUAAGUCACCAAUAAGGAUUAUUAUAGACGGCCAAGCACAGUUGAGAAAAGAACACAAUAUCGCAAAAACUGCUGAUAAAGUAAAGACCUGGGUCAUUACAAACAGUGAAAUAGUGGAAGAAAUAAAGAAUAUUAACUACUUAGCAGUUAAUUCAAACAAAAAUGGUAAAGUUUGUUUAAAAGACAUGAUGCAAAAGCUUAUUUCAGAGAUUGGAAUAACUAGAGUGUUGGUAGAAGGAGGAGGCAUAUUAAUUACAGAAUUAUUAAAACACAAGUUGAUUGACAGACUAGUAAUAUGCCGGAGUGGUAAAAUUCUAGGCAAUGAUUCUAUACCUUUUAUAGGUAAUCUUGGAAUUCAGUCUAUUAAUGAGUGUUACAAAUUUAAAAAAGCGGAAGUUAUAAACUUAAUAGAUGAUAUAGUGGAAAUAUGGGAUCACGAGUAUUGA
Rhagoletis zephyria (snowberry fruit fly) is the source of this 1083-nucleotide messenger RNA. RefSeq names its product riboflavin biosynthesis protein RibD-like. Gene Ontology annotation, molecular function: 5-amino-6-(5-phosphoribosylamino)uracil reductase activity; diaminohydroxyphosphoribosylaminopyrimidine deaminase activity; NADP binding. The record is from RefSeq and is a predicted model, not a curated record. Gene Ontology annotation, biological process: riboflavin biosynthetic process. NCBI's taxonomy places the organism in Eukaryota, Metazoa, Arthropoda, Insecta, Diptera, Tephritidae.